AUGGCCGAAAAGAGUUCGGAAACUGGGCAGGUUGAACGACCAAACCAAACACCUCUACCUCUGCAUGAUUCGCGUGCCGAAAAGGCACAAUUUGUCAACGUCCAUGGAGAAAAUGAGGACAUAGAAAUUGCAAGCUCUACGAACAAUGACAAAGUUAGGCGGACACUUCAGCAAAGACACGGAAGGGCACUUGCUAAUGCUGGACCUCUAGGAUGCCUUUUGGCAUUUGUUCUCAUGGGCACUGUAACCGCAUCUAUAGCUUACAUAUCCGCAGAAAUGUCUGCGUUCAAACCUGUAGAAGCUGGCUUCGUGAGGCACGCGACCAUGUGGUUGGGUAGGAGUACUGGGAUUGCGACCGGCUGGAACUUCUGGUAUUCCAUGGCAAUCACAAUGCCAGCUGAAAUCAGUGCCGCUACAGCUUUGGUCGGAUUCUGGAAUCCAACAUUGAAUCAAGCUAUUCCGAUAAGUAUUCUUUGGCUAGCUAUUGCAGUCAUAAAUUUCUCCGCCGUUCGACUGUAUGGAGAAUUUGAAUUCUACUUUGCAAUCCUGAAGAUCUCCCUUAUCAUUUUAUUUUUAAUUGCAGGCAUCGUCUUAGAUCUUGGUGGAUUUCCUCAACAAAAUUUUAUCGGCUCUCGAUAUUGGAAGAGCCCGUACCCCUUGUUUCGUGAAUAUACAACCUCUGGAGCAGAAGGUCGUUUUCUUGGCUUUUGGUCUGCCAUGAUAUCAGCUGCGUUUGCCUAUGGUAAUGUGCAAGUCGUGGCAAUAGCUGGCGCAGAAACUAGGAACCCUCGAAAGGCCAUCCCCACUGCACUUAAGCGGACAUUUACUCGCGUGAUAGUGUUUUACGUCGCCUCUAUCUUUGUGAUAUCUUUAAUUGUGCCCGCGAAUGACACUCGACUCUCUCUGCCCACAGGAGAUGUUACACAUAGCCCCUUUGUCAUUGCGUUCAGCAGUGCGGGGAUAAAGGGUAUACCAUCGGUAAUGAAUGCUAUUAUCUUGACAUCUGCAUUCAGCUCGGGGAAUGCGUGUACUUUCUUAGCUUCACGCACUAUUCACGGUCUUGCUCUGGACGGUCACGCGCCGUCUUUCUUAUUAUCUUUAAAUCGGUUUGGCGCUCCGUACUGGGCUGUCGCUGUCUCAGUCAUUUGGGGUGCAAUUGCAUAUACUGGUUUGAACAAUGGCGCUUCUCAGGUAGGUGCUAAUGGCUUUGCCAAUGACUGA
Psilocybe cubensis is the source of this 1221-nucleotide messenger RNA. RefSeq lists its product as uncharacterized. Lineage: Eukaryota; Fungi; Basidiomycota; Agaricomycetes; Agaricales; Agrocybaceae. Gene Ontology annotation, molecular function: amino acid transmembrane transporter activity. Gene Ontology annotation, cellular component: membrane. The transcript has 9 exons. Gene Ontology annotation, biological process: amino acid transmembrane transport. The coding region runs from base 1 to 1221 and encodes 406 amino acids. The record is from RefSeq and is a predicted model, not a curated record.